AUGGCGGGCGACGGCGAGCAGUCUUCCCUCGAGACAACCGUCGACGAGAUGCUCACAACUCUCACCGACCUCACCGCCAAGGUCUCUGACCUCGCCACGCAGACCGCCGCCCUCAAACCCUUGUUGCCGCUCGCCAAGCAACUGGAUGGCUUGCCGGACAAGGUGACCACCCUUCAAGCCGCGGCGUUCGAAGGCUCCAACCAGAUCGCCGCCUUGAGUCUCGUCGUCUUGCGCCUGGAGAAGGCGCAGCGCGGUGACAAGGAGCCCUCCGAGGUGGACGCCGCCGGGGGGGGCUGCCUCCGUACCAACACGCCAGAACGUCGCCGCGUUCCAUAUGCGUCGCUGCACCUGACCGGGUCGGCCCAACUCUGGUUCUGCCGCCUGGAGUUGACGACGGGAACAUCCUCAUGGCACCGCUUCACACAACUUGUGCAGCAACGCUUCGGGCCGUCCAUGACAGAUGGCCUUGUCGGCGAGAUGAUGCUGCUCCGGCGGGACGGCAUCGUGGACGACUACACCGACAAGUUUCUCGCCCUCGCAUGUCGCGAUGCCGAACUAACGGAGUCACAGUUGGUCCAGAUGAACACCGCCAGCCUCGUCAACCCGCUCAAGACGGACAUCGCGCUCCGCCGGCCAACAUCCCUUGACGACGCCAUCAUGUUCGCCAGAGCCUACGAGCAACGCAUGCUCUUGUCGGCGUCCAACCCCGGCCACACGUGGAGCAUCCGCUCCGCGUCCCGCGCGGCGUCCACCCCGGCAACAGCAUCGCACACGCCCUCUGCGUCGGCCCACGAAUCUGCAUCCUCGGCUGCGGCGGGCUCUGGCGGGACAAUGUCACUCACGUCUACCCUUCCGCGCCGACGCCUUUCCCCGGCCGAGAUGUCCCAGCGCCGCGCUGAAGGUCUGUGCUACAAUUGUGACGAGAAGUUCGUCACGGGUCACCGCUGCAAGAAACUCUUCGUCAUCGAGAUCGUGGGGUUCGACGACGCGGACACAAACCCAACAGCGGCCACCAUCUCCGCCACCGACGACACGCCGGGCAUCUCUCUCCACGCGAUCAUCGGCGUCCGGGCUCGCGGCUGCCAGACCAUCAAGGUGCUCGUGUCCAUCGGCAACAUGACGGGGAUCGUUCUGCUCGACUCCGGCUCAUCCCACAAUUUCAUCAAUGUCGACAUGGCGCGGCGCGCGGGCGUUCCCCUACAGCCGUGCCCGCACCUCGCGGUCACCGUCACGAACGGCGAUCGCGUGGCGUCCCCAGUCAAAGCUCUGGCCCAGCACAUCGGCAUCAGCGGGGAGGCGUUCGACAUCGACUUUUAUGCCCUCCCCUUAGGCGACUACGACAUGGUGCUUGGCAUCCAAUGGUUGGGCACCCUUGGGCCGGUCCUUUGGGUCGUCGCGCGACACAAGCUGCGCUUCACACGAUCCGGGAAGCGCAUCACGUGGACCGGCAUCGACACCACCCCGGGACUGGCGUCCGUGUCCCUGAUGAGCCACGACGGCGACCUCCUCGACGCCCUGCUGGAGGAGUUUGACUCCCUCUUCACCGAGCCCCAGGGCCUGCCCCGGAACGUCACCUCUGCCACCGCAUCCGCUUCAAGCCAGGCGCUGGAGCCAUCACCCACCUCGGCGUUCUCAUCCCUGGCACUGCUGAUCCGCAAGCGCGACGAUGCCAUGAUCAAGGACAAGUUCCCGAUCCCAGUGGUGGAAGAGCUCUUGGACGAACUACGCGGGGCGCGAUUCUUCACUAAGUUGGACAUGCGUUCGGGCUACCAUCAAGUCCCCAUGCACCCCGACAACGUCGACAAAACCGCGUUCUGCACGCACCAGGGCUUGUUCGAGUUCCUGGUGAUGCCGUUCGGCCUCACCAAUGCGUCGGUGACCUUCCAAGCCAUGAUGAACGACAUUCUCCUGCCGUACCUGCGCCGGUUCGUCCUUGACCAUCAGCUCUUCCUCAAGAGGUCCAAGUGCGCGUUCGGCCUCCCAUCCGUGGAGUACCUUGGCCACGUAAUUUCGGAGCGCGGCGUGUCCGUCGACGAGCAGAAGGUGGAGGCCAUCCUAUCCUGGCCGAUCCCGUCCUUAGCUCAUGCCGUUCGGGGCUUCCUCGGCUUGGCGGGCUAUUAUCGGCGCUUCAUCCGCGACUACGGCGACAUAGCUGCUCCGCUCACAGCCCUACUCAAGAAGGAAGGGUUCCGCUGGAACCAUGAUGUGGAACGCGCUUUCCGGACCUUGUAA
Molecule: messenger RNA, 2232 nt
Organism: Panicum virgatum (switchgrass)
Lineage: Eukaryota; Viridiplantae; Streptophyta; Magnoliopsida; Poales; Poaceae
Exons: 4
Coding region: 1-2232 (743 amino acids)
Source: RefSeq, a predicted model, not a curated record